Messenger RNA from Asparagus officinalis (garden asparagus), 1316 nucleotides. Its product is annotated as putative casein kinase II subunit beta-4. NCBI's taxonomy places the organism in Eukaryota, Viridiplantae, Streptophyta, Magnoliopsida, Asparagales, Asparagaceae. Gene Ontology annotation, cellular component: cytoplasm; protein kinase CK2 complex. The record is from RefSeq and is a predicted model, not a curated record. The transcript has 5 exons. The coding region runs from base 180 to 998 and encodes 272 amino acids. Gene Ontology annotation, molecular function: protein kinase regulator activity.
CCUACUUAAAAUUACCAAACAUACCCUUCUCCCCUCUUUCGUCUCCUUUCCCCCUUUUCUCCCAUAAAAAAACGUUUGCAAAAUUUUCCCAAAAUUUAACCUCUUGAUUUCCCUUCCUAUUAUUUUCUCAAAACCGUACCUAGACUAAUCGAUCCCUGGUGAAUCUAGGGUUUCUGGAUAUGUUCAACAGAGAUCGAGGUGUGAGCGGUUCGAUUGACCGAAAGAGGAUCAAUGAAGCCCUAGAUAAGCAUCUCGAGAGAUCUUCGCCGUCGACGUCGAGAGGCGUUAACGGUAAGGAGAAGGAUCGGCCGUCGACGUCGUCGGCGAAGCAGCCGGAUCAUCGAUCUACUUCUCUCUCUAAAAACGAUGCGGAAGAAUCUGAUACAGAUAGUGAGGAAUCUGAUGUUAGUGGUUCUGACGGCGAGGACACAUCCUGGAUUUCAUGGUUCUGUAACCUAAGAGGAAAUGAGUUCUUUUGUGAGGUAGAUGAUGAUUACAUACAAGAUGAUUUCAACCUUUGUGGCUUAAGCAGCCAAGUUCCAUACUAUGAUUAUGCUCUUGAUCUGAUUUUGGAUGUUGAAUCAUCUCAUGGUGAUAUGUUUACUGAGGAACAAAAUGAGUUGGUUGAAUCUGCAGCAGAGAUGUUGUAUGGUCUGAUUCACGUCAGAUACAUUUUAACUAGUAAAGGGAUGGCUGCGAUGCUAGACAAGUUCAAGAACUAUGACUUUGGAAGAUGCCCAAGAGUUUAUUGCUGUGGCCAGCCCUGUCUUCCCGUAGGACAAUCUGACAUUCCUCGGUCUAGUACUGUGAAAAUCUAUUGUCCCAAGUGUGAAGAUAUAUAUUACCCGAGGUCCAAGUACCAAGGCAAUCUUGAUGGGGCAUACUUCGGCACAACAUUUCCACACCUCUUUCUAAUGACGUAUCCGCACCUCAAACCUCAGAAGCCAUCACAGCGGUAUGUCCCAAGAGUAUUUGGUUUCAAGAUUCACAAGCCAUGAUCCAGAGGUGAGCUUUCAAAGAUCAAAAGUGCAUACUCCAAAAUUUACGUUCAAAUUUUUCUGCAAGAAAAUGCUGGGACAGGACUAACGAGCUGGAGGAGGCACAACGUCUGUCCAUCAGGCUUGCGAAUGAGAGGAACUCAAAUUGAAUCAUUCUUGCCAAGCCAACGUUUUAUUUUAUUGUAGUUGUAACUAAUGAGCUUUAAUUGGGUUUCUAACGGCUGAGAAUUUUCUGAUACAUGGUGCAAUUUAUUUGGUUAAUUUGCCUAUUCAAUGACUUUUUAAGAUAUGAUAUGCUCUCGAAUACUUGCAUGGAAA